Stegostoma tigrinum is the source of this 5209-nucleotide messenger RNA. RefSeq names its product ATP-binding cassette, sub-family G (WHITE), member 2a (gene abcg2a). Gene Ontology annotation, cellular component: plasma membrane. The record is from RefSeq and is a predicted model, not a curated record. Lineage: Eukaryota; Metazoa; Chordata; Chondrichthyes; Orectolobiformes; Stegostomatidae. The coding region runs from base 613 to 2607 and encodes 664 amino acids. Gene Ontology annotation, molecular function: ATP hydrolysis activity; ATP binding; ABC-type transporter activity. The transcript has 17 exons.
UUGGCCCAACCAGUACCAGUUAUUGUUGAUGCCCCACUUGAGUUCCUUCUCUAUUACUGCCCGUGUGUGUUUACAACAGUAUGAUUGGUUGUUAUCUGGUGUGUAAAUUCACAAAAGGGAAGGGCUAUGACUGAAUGUAUCUAUUCGCCACACUGACUCGCUCACUCACUGAGUGUGAGUAAGUUCACAACAGAUGCAGAUGCAGAUGUGAGUGUGCAGAGAGGAAGAGGCGGUGCUGAGGCGGUUCGGCAGAGGGAAGAAUUCGUCCGGACGCACUAAGUCUUGUCAAACUGAAAGUCAAAAUAUCAGAGAGCGACAAGGAGCUGAAAUGCGAUAAAUGGAGUAGUUUGGAUGCUCCUGCGUUUCUGUUGCCCGUUAUUUCUGGAGUAAAGAAGCUGAGCACCGCAUCUAGAAGUCUGUGGGUCAGGAAGCUGAGCAUCCAGUUACAGAAGGAGAAGCUGAGACCAGGUCUUGGCAUUUGGAGAUGAGUUUGACAGCAGACAUGAAUCAAGAUGCUGACCUGCAGUGAGACCAGCGGUAGAAUGAUUCCACAAUCCACAGCGUGACACAUAUGCAUGGAAAGAAGCUGAUUGGCAAUGGUAACCAGGUAUCAUGGAUGACAGCAGCUCUGUCGGAGAGGAGCCGAUGAAUGAUGUAUCCGUUACGUUGGAACAGACUCCUCCAGAGCUAGCCACAUGCUCGCAACCUACAGGAUCGACAGUCAGCUUCCACAACAUUUACUACAGCGUGAAAGUCAAGAGUGGCUUGCCAUGCUGCCGUAAAACCAGUGUGAAGGAAAUCCUAAAUGGAGUCAAUGGUAUCAUGGGACCUGGAAUGAACGCUAUCCUAGGUCCUACAGGAAGUGGAAAGUCUUCGUUACUAGAUAUUUUGGCUGCGAGGAAAGAUCCUUCUGGCUUGAAAGGACAAGUUCUAAUUGAUGGUGCUCCGCAACCUUCGAACUUCAAGUGUAUCUCUGGAUAUGUCGUGCAGGAUGAUGUGGUAAUGGGAACACUGACAGUGAGAGAGAAUCUCCAGUUUUCCGCUGCUCUGCGUUUAUCAAACAGUAUCCGCAACAAGGAAAAGAAUGAUAGGAUUGACCAGAUCAUUAAACAGCUUGGACUGAUCAAAGUGGCAGACUCCAAGGUUGGAACUCCAUUUAUUCGGGGAGUGUCUGGUGGAGAAAGAAAGAGGACAAAUAUUGGAAUGGAGCUGAUCAUUGACCCAUCUGUCUUGUUUUUGGAUGAACCAACUACUGGUUUGGAUGCUAGCACAGCGCUCGCUGUCCUGCUGCUGUUACAAAGGAUGUCGAGGAAAGGCAAAACAAUUAUUUUCUCAAUCCACCAGCCCAGAUAUUCUAUUUUUAAGCUGUUUGGCAGCCUGACUCUUCUGGCCAAUGGCAGAUUGGUUUACCAUGGUCCUUCUGCAGAGGCACUGGAUUAUUUUUCUGGGAUUGGAUACACCUGCGAGCCAUUUAACAACCCUGCUGACUUUUUUCUUGACGUUGUCAAUGGAGACUCAACUGCAGUAAGCACACAAAAAGCUUUAGACAGUUAUCCAGAAAUUGCUGGUAAUUCUUCUGCUUUAAACAAAGAGACCAUGAUUGCAGAGAACCUAGCAAGUGAAUUCUUGAAAUCCAGCUAUUACAGUGAAAUUAUGUCUGAAUUAAACAAGCUAUCUCAGGGAAAUGUUUCAGGUUCUGAGCCUGUUGCUAGGAGGAUCACAUACGCAACAUCAUUCUAUCACCAACUGAAAUGGGUUAUUAAACGAUCCUUCAAAAACCUUCUCAGGAAUCCCCAAGCCUCUAUUGCACAGGUGAUGGUCACACUUGUCCUGGGGCUGAUUGUGGGAGCCAUAUUUUUUGGAGUGCAAGAUGAUAAUGCGGGUAUUCAGAACAGGGCAGGUGCAUUUUUCUUCCUGACCACCAAUCAGUGUUUCAGCAGCCUGUCUGUUAUUGAGCUGUUCAUUACAGAAAAGAAGAUUUUCAUACAUGAAUAUAUUAGUGGCUAUUACAGAAUACAUGCAUACUUCAUAGCAAAGUUACUUGUUGACCUGAUACCUAUGAGAGCAGCACCAGCCAUUACACUUGUAAUUACAACCUACUUCCUGAUAGGAUUAAAGCUACAAGCUGGUGCCUUUUUCACCACAGUGUUGACAUUAGCCCAAGUGUCCAUCACAGCUGCAUCUCUGGGAUUGGCUGUUGCAACUGGACAGAGCAUUCUAGCAGUUGCCAACCUGAUGAUUACUGUUAUUUUUGUUCUCAUGAUCAUUUUCUCUGGCCUCCUGGUGAACUUGCCGAGUGUGGCAGUCUGGUUGAACUGGCUAAAGUAUUUCAGUAUCCCACGUUAUGGCCUGACCGCUCUACAAGUGAAUGAAUUUGUUGGACUGAAAUUUUGCAACAAUUCUGAAUCAGUAUCUGUUCCCAAAGAAAGCAACCAUAGCACGAACUUCGAAAUGAUGAUAUGCACUGGAGAAGAAUUCCUUGCCAGACAAGGAAUUGAAGCAACUGAAUGGGCCUUGUGGCAGAAUCAUAUAGCAUUGGCUUGCAUCAUGCUUGUUUGUUUCAUGAUUUCCUUCUUGAAACUCCGAUUCAUGAAGAAAAUGUCAUAAUUAUGUAACUAGACACUGAUUCCAUUUCCUCCUUUGUUUAAUGUCCCAGGUCUUUCAGAAGAGAUCCCUAGCUCAUUCUGUCACAUAUGUUUUUGUUUCAAAGUUAGUAAAUUUUCACACUGCCCAACUGUGUGUCUGCAUGGAGGUGUGUGUCCACUUCUUUGGCUGUAUAUCUGUUUCCGCCUGUGUGUUGUUCUGUGUCUCUGUCAGUGGAAUCUUCUACUGUCUUCUGGUGAUAAGCAUGUAGAUGCGAUGAGCAUGUCAUAAGGUGGCAUGGUGGCAUAACUGAAUCUCUCUCCAGGAUUAAGUUCCUGGCAUCAAAGCCCAUGGUUGAACUUCCUGCCCUGUCUCUCUUUGAGCUCCUCAAGUGGCUAGUUCAUCCCAUUGGGAUCACUCAGCUGCAGGCAGGCCUGCUGCCAAGCAGUGUGGACAGAAACUAAAAUAGCGUGGCAGAGGGUGGGCGGGCAGUGUCACCUCUGACUGACAAAGGGACUGGAUAUUGAUAUGAGGGCCAACUUCCUGCCCUUGUUGAGCUGCCUGUAUUCCUCACUCAGCAGUCACCACCCUGCAAGAUCGCACCUUCACACUGCUUACUUUACUGAGUCACUCAGUCACUAACAGCAGCCACCACCUUUUUAGUUAUUGACCUGCAGCUCUCGUUAGGUCUUGAUUCCAGGGAAAUGCAUGAUUGUUGCCCUUGAAAGAGGCAGCACAGAUCUCUCACCAGCUGGCAGGGAGACCCGCACCACCCCCAACUCGAUUCUGUCCAGUUUGUCUGUCUGUAUGUCGCCAACGGUUUUCAAAGUCUUGUCUCGAAGAGGCUUUAUAUCUUCCCUAUUAACAAGAAAUGUCACUUGAUCCUACAAAAGCUGCCUUCUUUGUGAUUUGAGGUUGUAUUGAAAUCAAGGUUGCCAACUCUACUUGGACAUAAUCCUUAAAUUUCCCUUUUCCAAAGUCAUGUCCAAAUACCCCACUCUCACGCUUCACCAUUGGUUGUCCGGCACAUCCAUUCUUGCAGUGCCUUUACCAGUCAGAGAAAACAGACUCUUGGAUAUCUCCUGACUAAAUCUUUUUCUUUUUGUCCUGUCCAGUCUUUUUAUAGCUAGUGAACAAAGAUUCAAACAUUUUAAAAGCACAUUUUUUAAUUCUUUUGCUUUUUCUCUCAAGCAUUUGCUAAUGGCUGUGUCCGGGAAAAUACUCUUUAAUUACUGCAGACUUUAGGAUAAUCCCAGAGGUCUAGCACCCUUUGAUUAAGUGCUGCUCAUCAUGACAAAUGUUCAGACAUGUUUUGUGUUUCGAUGUCACUUUGGAAACUGUGUGCUGCACUACUGUAUAUAUGAGAGAAUGCUAUCGUUUUCCUUUUAUACUGUUAUAAUCUAAAAUAUUAGAGCUGUAAAUUGAAAAUGCUGAAGUGAAUAAAAGGAUGUUAAAUUUCGUCAUUAAUUAUAUAUUUUUGGGAAGUAUAUUUUGUAAAUUAUUUUGACAGAUUUAACUGAAAGGAAAUCACUGUUGGAUCAUUACAUUAGACAGUUAAAUAUACUGUGUGUUUUCAUGACUUUGGCUGAUAAUAUAGUGAAUGCAUGCACCUAGAGUGUAGUAUAAAGUGGCUACAAUUUUCACAGUGUCUGAAAUUGCAUAUUUGUGCAGCAUGUGCUUGUUUAAUUUCCCCAAGAACUACACACAUGCAAACAAUUCUCACCAACCCCUUGCUCACCAAGAAUCUGCAUACUUUUGCCUUAAUAAUUAACGAUGGGGAAAGAGGGGGCAGUGACAGAGUAUGAUCUUGUACAUCCUUCCAGUAUAUUUAUGGCAGGUAGUAAAGGGAGCAGGAGAGUCACCUGGUACAGAUACAGAUCAAUGCCCUUCAAGCUAGCAACUUAUUCAUGGAGAAAUAAACUAGCCCUUGAAGUAGGUAUAAGCACAUGCUUUGUCUGUCUUGUGUGCAAAGAAGAUAAAAUACUAUAACUGGUUCUCCAGUUGUAUCAGACCAACUGAAAAUUUCCAAUAUUUUCUGUUUUGUAAAACUUAAAGCUCCCAAAGUGGGUUCAAUCUUCUUGUGUUCGUUAUGCGGUGAAUUUUAGGGCAUAGUUGCAGAUGUACAAACAGGCCUUCAUGCUGAUUUGUCUGCUGUGGCGUAGUGGGUAGCAUUCUCAUUCUGUGUUUCGAGGUUGUGGGUUUAAGUCCCACACAAAUGACUUGAAUACAAAACUCCCGGUUGACACUCCAUUGCAGUGCUGUGGUCAUGCAGCAUUGUCAGAGUCAUUACUGAGGUGGUAACGCUGCUGCAUCAUUGCAGAUGUCAUCUUUCACAUUAAAUGUUUAAACCAAGUCCUGAUCUGCCAGAAUAAAAACCGAAAGAACUGCAGAUGCCACCCUCUCGGAUUGAUGUGCGACUUUAACAGAAAUCCCACUGAAGAAAAUAUUACCCGGUUGCAGCCUCAUUUAUUGUGUCUGGGAUCUGUCUGUGCACAAAACGGCUGCCAUGUUUGCUGUGUUCCAAAGGUGAAUACUGAUGAAAACACUUGGAAAAGUAUUUUGCAGCUGUAAGGUGUUCUGAUAUUCUGAAUUUGUGAAAGGCACUCUGAAAUUGCAAGUCUGUUUU